AGCCAAAAUGACAACAGACUGGGGUGAGAAAUCCACAGCGGAUCUUAUGACUAGAUAUGUGUCCAAGGAAAUGGGAUAUGGAGUACCCAAGGAAGGAUGGCGCAUCUGUCUGGCACACGAGUUCAAGGAGAAGAGAAAACCCUUUCAAGCUAAAGAUGUCUCGCUGUCCAACGUCUUAGAGCACAUUGGUCUUGGGAUCAGGUAUCUAAAAUGGUGGUACAAGAAGACUCAGGUGGAGAAGAAGGCUCCAUUCAUCGAUAUGUUUCGUGCCCAACCCCUGAAACAAAUAUAUGGUGCUCCACUAGGUGGGAUUGGGGGAGGAACCAUCACGAGAGGUUGGAGGGGUGAAUUCUGUAGAUGGCAACUCAACCCUGGGAUGUACCACUAUAAAACCGUCACAGCCAAUCAGUUCACAGUGUGUUUGCGUCGUGGGGGACAAACCGUUUACCAGCAGGUGCUUUCUGUAGAGCGUCCUCCCACGUUACAAGGCUGGAACUGGGGCUACUGUGGAGAGUACGCCUUCUACCAUGCCUUGUUCCCCCGUGCCUGGACUGUCUACCACCUCCCUGGACAGAAUGUCACCCUCACCUGCCGACAGGUUUCCCCGGUUAUCCCACACGACUACCAGGACUCCAGUCUGCCAGUGGCAGUAUUCGUGUGGGACAUAGAGAACAAGAAUGACUACGCUCUAGACGUCUCCAUCAUGUUCACUAUGGUCAACGGGUCGGGACACAAGGAUGACAAGAGCGGGGGACACUGGAACGAACCAUUCCACCUGGAGAAAGAGGGAGAGGCAGUGUCUGGGGUCUUGCUACAUCACUGCACAACGGUGAACCCGUACACCUUGUGCAUCGCAGCCCGAGAGCAGCCUGACAAGGAAAUCAGUCAUCAGACAGCAUUCAGUCCAAAGGGAACCUGCAGUGGUUUGUGGAGUGACCUCAUCACUGAUGGACGUCUGGACUCUCCGACAGGCUCCAGCCCGCCAACACCUAAAGGAGAGAAGGUCGCUGCAGCGCUGGCUGUGGGCUGCUCAGUGCCGGCUCAGGGUCAUAACACACUGGAAUUCUGCCUGGGGUGGGACAUGCCCAAAAUCACCUUCGGGUCUAGGGAGAGAGAGCACAUCAGGAGAUAUACUCGGUACUAUGGAACCAAUGGGGAUGCGUCCCCCUCACUCUGUCACUAUGCUCUAACGCAUUACAAACAGUGGGAGAAGAGCAUUGAGGAGUGGCAAAGACCCAUACUGCAGGACAGUUCUCUCCCCUCCUGGUAUAAGUCAGCCCUGUUCAACGAGUUGUACUUUGUGACGGAUGGAGGGACUGUGUGGACGGAGCUACCAGAGGACGCUGAUGUCAGUGGCGGAGUGCGCAGCGAGAACGGGGGACUGCCAGCUCAGCCAGCUGUCAUCAAGGAGUAUGGGCGUUUUGCCUAUUUAGAAGGUCAGGAGUACAGAAUGUACAACACAUACGACGUGCACUUCUACGCUUCCUUUGCACUUAUCAUGCUGUGGCCCAAGCUUGCCUUGAGUGUGCAAUAUGAUAUCGCUGGCAGUGUGGUUCAGAAGGACCCAACAGAGAGACUCCAUCUGAUGAGUGGGCUGUGUUCUCCAGUCAAGGCCAAAAAUGUGGUGCCUCACGACAUAGGAGACCCAGAUGACGAACCAUGGAAAAGGGUAAAUGCCUACCUCAUUCAUGACACUGCGGACUGGAAGGACCUGAAUCUGAAGUUUGUCCUGCAGGUCUACAGAGAUUUUCAUCUCACCCAGGACAACCAGUAUCUACGGGACAUGUGGCCCAUCUGCCAGGCGGUGAUGGAGUCAGAGAUGAAGUUCGACCUGGAUGGAGAUGGCCUGAUAGAGAACUCUGGAUAUGCUGACCAGACCUACGAUGGAUGGACAGUGACUGGACCAAGUGCGUACUGUGGUGGGCUGUGGUUGGCGUCAUUGUGCGUGAUGUGUAAGAUGGCCAAACUGGUGGACAACGAGGAGACAUACCAACGUUACAGAGACAUCCUGGACAGAGGCAGCGCAGCUUUUGAUAAACUGCUCUGGAACGGGAAGUACUACAACUAUGACAGCAGUGGGAGAGACCUUUCUAACAGUGUCAUGUCUGACCAGUGUGCUGGCCACUGGUUCCUAAGGGCGUCUGGGCUGGGAGAGGACGACUACCAGGCUUUUCCAAAUGAAAAGAUCAAGAGUGCACUGAAAUCAGUCUUUGACUUGAAUGUAAUGAGCUUUGCUGGAGGCCAGAUGGGGGCAGUUAAUGGCAUGCGUCCGGAAGGAGUGCCUGACCGCUCCAGUGUCCAGUCAGACGAGGUUUGGAUUGGAGUGGUGUAUGGACUGGCAGCGACUAUGAUUCAUGAGGGUAUGCAGGAAGAAGGUAUGCGCACGGCAGAGGGUUGCUACCGGACUGUGUGGGAGAGGCUGGGCAUGGCCUUCCAGACUCCUGAAGCUUACUGUGAGAAGGGUAUCUAUCGCUCUCUGGCCUACAUGAGGCCUCUGAGCAUCUGGGCCAUGCAGCUGGCCCUAAACUCUUCACAAAAGGAUCAGACCACGUCAUCUCAAACCGGAGCAACGGACAGGGAGCAGGGACAGGAUUUGAGAGGAAAUCAGAGCUAGGACCCUGAGCCAUCAUACUUGAAAUUGAUGACCUCCAAAUUCUCCUGCAGCCUCCACACAUCUGCAUUUGAUGGGUUACAAACGUUGAAUUAAAUUGUCUACAGUUUGUUUUGCUUCAGAUGUUGCGUCAUUUGAGGCCUGAAGUCAGAAUUAUGAUGGUUUAUGCUUGAAAAAGUCAUUAUCUACUAUAGAUUGUGGUAUUUUUUUGUUAGGUGAGGAGAACAGACUGCAAAUAGAUAGAGUGACAGCCAGGCAAUGUCAAAAUCAUAGCCAGCGUGUAUUGCUAAUUAAAAAUUGACCUUGGGUUCAAGCAACAUAUUGUCUAUCUGCACGCAUGUACACACACAUGCAAGCACUACAUUGCACAGUUCACGAUCAUGUCAAAAAUAAUGUAUAUAUGCUAAAUAUUUGAAGAGCGUUGCCUGUUAUUAUACCAGCCACAUGUAAUAAUUUUCUUUUAACAGUUGAGUACACCAGAGGCCCUGUUAAUGAAUACAAUUAGAUACAAAUGAUUACUGGACCAGAAAUGUAGACACCUGAAGUUAAUUUGAUUUCAUUUAUAUUUAAAUGCUGUACUCAGUGAUGUAAAAUGUGAUGAGUAGUGUUGGAAAUCAAGUCUGAAAAAAAGAUAUAGAUUUUCCCUUUUUUUCUUUUGUUAAUAGCAUUUGGUGCCUUGUUGCAUGUUGGCUUGUAUCUACAGUAUAUUAUGUAGCGGCAACAUUUACCAUGUUUUAUAGAAUCCAAUACUCAUGACAAUCAUGCUGAAUAAAUAACUGAACAAAAUACAAGAGGUUGUACAUUA
Messenger RNA from Scomber japonicus (chub mackerel), 3416 nucleotides. RefSeq names its product glucosidase, beta (bile acid) 2 (gene gba2). Gene Ontology annotation, molecular function: beta-glucosidase activity; glucosylceramidase activity. Lineage: Eukaryota; Metazoa; Chordata; Actinopteri; Scombriformes; Scombridae. Gene Ontology annotation, cellular component: membrane. Gene Ontology annotation, biological process: glucosylceramide catabolic process; central nervous system development; carbohydrate metabolic process. The transcript has 17 exons. The coding region runs from base 8 to 2614 and encodes 868 amino acids. The record is from RefSeq and is a predicted model, not a curated record.